Drosophila santomea is the source of this 2009-nucleotide messenger RNA. It is a transcript of the gene Gr64a, whose product is annotated as gustatory receptor for sugar taste 64a. Gene Ontology annotation, molecular function: sweet taste receptor activity. Gene Ontology annotation, cellular component: membrane. NCBI's taxonomy places the organism in Eukaryota, Metazoa, Arthropoda, Insecta, Diptera, Drosophilidae. The transcript has 8 exons. The coding region runs from base 489 to 1859 and encodes 456 amino acids. Gene Ontology annotation, biological process: detection of chemical stimulus involved in sensory perception of taste; sensory perception of sweet taste. The record is from RefSeq and is a predicted model, not a curated record.
CUACGCAAAUUCAAUUUUGAUAAGCAUUUUUUAUAUCACUUUCAGUUUAAUUAUAGGUUUUCCAAACUUCACAGACACACAACUAAUUUUAAUGAAUUCAAGUACCAGUUCAUUAAGCUUUAUUAGUAGAUCUCAAAUCCGGAUUAUUUUUUGUUUCAUGUCAUUUGUUUCUGGUAAUAAAAAUUGAUUUGAUUUGAUUUUAUUUAAACCACAAUCUAACAGUUCAUCGAAUGGCAAUCUGCCGGAUGCAUCCGAAUCCAUGGAUAAGCUGCUCCAGUUUGAGCCCACAUAUUUCACUUACCUUGGAGUGUCUCAUAAUUGUUGUUUACAUACUCGGACUAGCUCAGUCCAAAGCCCCUAAUUAGUGGCACUUCAGACGGACACCCUAGUACAACCAAAUCCAUCGUGGAGGGCUCAACUCCGCCCAUGACAAACCGUGGACAUGUGGAAAGUUCGCAUUUCGUGUCAGUGCAAAAAGGACCAGCGUCAUGAAAGGACCCACUCUGAAUUUACGAAAAACUCCUAGCAAGGAUAAUGGCGUUAAGCAGGUGGAGAGUUUGGCCAAACCGGAAACUCCACCACCGAAGUUUGUUGAGGAUUCCCACCUGGCAUUCAAUGUCUUGGCCAGCGAAAAGUUGCCCAACUAUGCCAGUCUGGAUCUAUUCCAUAGAGCUGUAUUUCAGUUGAUGUUUUCGGCCCAAUGCGUUGGCAUAAUGCCGCUGGUGGGCAUUCGGGAAUCUAAUCCCCGCCGGGUUCGAUUUGCCUAUAAGUCCAUACCCAUGCUCGUUACCCUCAUCUUUAUGGCCGCCACAUCCAUAAUGUUUUUGAGCAUGUUCACCCACCUCAUCAAAAUUGGCAUCACAGCUAAGAACUUUGUGGGUUUAGUGUUUUUUGGCUGCGUUUUGGCGGCCUAUGUGGUCUUUAUUCGCCUGGCCAAAAAAUGGCCAGCAGUUGUGCGGUUCUGGACCAGAACGGAAAUGGUUUUUACCAAGCCACCGUAUGAAGUACCCAGAAGGAAUCUCUCGCGUCGGGUGCAAUUGGCUGCCUUGGCUAUCAUUGGCUUGUCCUUAGGUGAGCAUGGUCUGUACCAGGUAUCUGCUAUUCUAAGCUAUACACGCCGCAUUCAGAUGUGCGCCAAUAUAACUACGGUGCCCAGUUUUAGUAACUACAUGCAGACGAACUACGACUACGUGUUUCAACUGCUGCCUUACAGUCCCAUCAUCGCUGUUCUCGUACUGUUAAUCAACGGAGCGUUCACUAUUGUGUGGAACUACAUGGACCUGUUCAUCAUGAUGAUUAGCAAGGGUUUGUCCUACAGAUUCGAGCAAAUAACUGCUCGCAUUCGCAAAUUGGAACACGAAGAGGUCUGCGAAUCCGUAUUCAUCCAAAUCAGGGAGCACUUCGUCAAGAUGUGCGAGCUACUGGAGUUUGUGGACAGCGCCAUGUCCAGUCUCAUUCUGCUUUCGUGUGUCAACAACCUGUACUUUGUGUGCUACCAACUACUCAACGUUUUCAACAAACUGCGUUGGCCCAUCAACUACGUGUACUUCUGGUACUCCCUGCUCUAUCUCAUUGGACGCACGGCCUUUGUGUUCCUCACGGCAGCGGACAUCAAUGAUGAGUCCAAGCGCGGACUCGGAGUCCUCAGAAGGGUUUCCAGUCGCAGCUGGUGCGUGGAGGUGGAGCGCCUCAUAUUCCAGAUGACCACGCAGACGGUGGCUCUUUCCGGCAAGAAGUUCUACUUCCUCACCCGACGCCUGCUCUUUGGAAUGGCUGGAACCAUUGUCACCUACGAGCUCGUCCUUUUGCAAUUCGAUGAACCCAAUCGCCGCAAAGGACUGCAGCCACUGUGCGCCUGAUGGACAACAACAGCCACCACAUCAUCAUCAACACACUACCCAAACCCACUCAUUUGUCAUGUCAGCUGAAUGUGACAGGCGCCACUAUUAGUUGUAAAUACUUAGUUGGUAAAUCGUUUAAAAGGGCCACGCCCCCCUUGGAAAUAUCGA